This is a messenger RNA of Panicum virgatum (switchgrass), 1144 nucleotides long. RefSeq lists its product as uncharacterized. Lineage: Eukaryota; Viridiplantae; Streptophyta; Magnoliopsida; Poales; Poaceae. The record is from RefSeq and is a predicted model, not a curated record. Bases 355 to 981 code for a protein of 208 amino acids. The transcript has a single exon. Gene Ontology annotation, molecular function: enzyme inhibitor activity. Gene Ontology annotation, biological process: negative regulation of catalytic activity.
ACGAACAGAUUUCAAUUCAACAGUAAUAAAGUUGAAAUUUCUACAUAAAUUGUUGCAGAACAGAAAUUGAUACACAUGGCAGCAGUGACCAAAAUUUUCAAACGAAAUACUUCUUUAGAGACAAACUUUGUAUUAGAAGCUGUAAGCAUCGCGGCUCUGUACAAAUUUCCAGUUUCGACCUUCAUCUGAAGCCACACGGCCAUACCAACCAAACAGUGCACCAACAGAGUAAAUUUAGCCGGUCAAUUUGCGUUGACCGCUUGCCGUGUCCCUCGUCCGUACGCUCGGGAUUCACCGUGCAAUCCGGCCGGCAGCAAACUUGGCCUCACGCUACAAGAGAACACCUCGAACGGAAUGGAAUGGCAAGGAUUUCGCCUUUCCUGUUUGCCAUCGCUCCCGCUGAUCAACAACAUGGCUGAUGCUGCUUCCCUUCGUGUCCUCGUCUUCCUCCUCGCCGUCUCGAUGUCCUUCCUCCGGCGCACCGUCGCCACGGUCACCGUGGAGGAGGCGUGCAAGCAGUACACGAAGCACCCGGAGUUCUGCGUGACGGCCCUGUCGUCGGCGGACCCGGCGAUGAAGGAGGCGGCCGUACAGGGCGGCCUGCCGGGGCUGGCGGAGCUGUCGCUGUCGCUGGCGGCGCAGCGCGGCGCGGAGACGGUGACGUUCGUGAAGGGCCUGGCCGACAUGCCCGGCGGGAUGCCGCCGGAGUGCCUGCAGGACUGCGUGAGCAAGUUCCAGGAGGCGGUGGCCGACCUGCAGCGGUCCAAGACGGCGAUGCAGGAGUCCAAGGACGCGUCCGCCACCGGCGUGUCGUCGUGGCUGGCGGCGGCGAAGACGGACGGCGACUCGUGCAUGAGUAACUGCCACAGAAUAGAGGGCGGCGGGGAGCUGGUCAUCGUCGACAAGAUCUCGGACCUCAGCAAUAUGUGCUCCAUCGCCCUGUCCCUCGCCGAUGCUUCCGUUCAUAAUCGCAACGCAUGAGAAGACGGAUGCAUGUAUGGUGCAUUAUUGGCACGUGUCUUUUAACCUGUCACACCGUUGUUGCAUUUUUGUUUUCCUAUUCCACUGUACAACAUAGCAAUGACCAAUUUGUACGUGUUAUCAAUGAAUUGUAUACCUCUUCCAGCGAUUUUAAAAAAUAUAU